Messenger RNA from Cynoglossus semilaevis (tongue sole), 1137 nucleotides. Its product is annotated as transmembrane protein 189-like. The coding region runs from base 278 to 1105 and encodes 275 amino acids. The transcript has 6 exons. Lineage: Eukaryota; Metazoa; Chordata; Actinopteri; Pleuronectiformes; Cynoglossidae. Gene Ontology annotation, molecular function: oxidoreductase activity. The record is from RefSeq and is a predicted model, not a curated record.
UAAUCCCACUGCACGCCGAUGGUGCCAUCUAGUGGUAGAAGAUUAUUAAAACGACAGAACAACGGGUGGGGCCGUGUGAUACGUUCUUCGAGGCUCGAAGUUCCAAUUGGUCAAACGGCGUUGUCUGGUACAGCACCCUCGGCAGUGAUUGGCUCCCGCUAUUACUGCUCUGCUCUUGAUUGGCUCACGUUGUCACGUCGAACGUGAACGGAGGAAGUGGAUGACUCCGUCGGUUCCUGGCUGAGAGACUGAAGGGGCUGGGCCCACAGGGAGAGAAAUGGCUAGUUCGGUAAACCAGAACGGCUGUGAGGAAGAAACACAGAACCUGGAGCCGCAGGAACCGGGUCGCGCAGCGGCCAGGUGGGGACCACAACACGCCGGCGCCCGCGAACUGGCCGAUCUGUACUCUCCAGGCAAACGAUGUCAAGAAUGGAUCAGUGUCGUCCUCUGCUUCUCCCUCAUGGCCUUCAAUUUCAUUCACCUUCUCGCCAACUUCCAUUUUGGACAUUUGUGGCACAUUCCGUUGGGGAUUGUGGCAGGAAUACUCACGGCCGACUUUGCGUCAGGACUCGUCCACUGGGGGGCAGACACAUGGGGUUCCGUCGAUAUGCCAGUUUUUGGAAAGGCCUUCAUACGACCCUUCAGAGAGCAUCACAUCGACCCCACGGCCAUCACCCGACACGACUUCAUUGAGACCAACGGAGACAACUGCAUGCUGACCAUAGUUCCUCUCGUGAUCAUGGCCUUCAACUUCCUCACCCUCAGCCCUGCUGAGAUUUACCAUAUCUACCCCUGGUACUGCUACUUGUUUGCUCUUGCCAUCUUUGUGACCCUCACCAACCAGAUCCACAAGUGGUCGCACACGUACUUCGGCCUCCCCCGUUGGGUUGUGCUCCUGCAGGACUUGCACAUCAUCCUGCCUCGCAAACACCACCGCGUACAUCACGUCUCCCCACACGAGACGUACUUCUGCAUCACCACAGGUUGGCUGAACUACCCGCUGGAGAAGCUGGGAUUCUGGAGGAACAUUGAGGAUGUAAUCCAGAGUGUGACGGGAGAGAAGCCCAGAGCGGACGACCUGAAAUGGGCUCAAAAAGUCAAGUAACGCUGCAGACUAACUGGACCCUACCUCACAGG